This is a messenger RNA of Diospyros lotus (date-plum), 1141 nucleotides long. RefSeq lists its product as uncharacterized. The transcript has 8 exons. The record is from RefSeq and is a predicted model, not a curated record. The coding region runs from base 120 to 1007 and encodes 295 amino acids. Lineage: Eukaryota; Viridiplantae; Streptophyta; Magnoliopsida; Ericales; Ebenaceae.
GGUAUUCAGGUGGAAUUGUUCUCUUCUCUAUUCAGCUGCCUUAACCAGGCUAAUAUAUCUGUGAGAGAUGCCUGCAAGAUGAAUUAAUCUCUGGCGGAAACACGGUAAGACUGUUGAAAAUGAAAGGAGAAAAAGCAACGCAGCAGAAAAGGAGGGAGAGAGAGAUGGAAUAUCUGUCUCCUCCACAGAGUAAAGUAGCUGCUGUUUCAAGCCUUCCCCUUUCGGCAAGAACCGUUACGAACCAUAACGGUCAAAACUGUCCCUCCGACGUCUCAUUUCCAUGGCCGAAUCACAGCCCCAUCGGCCGGAAGAGCCCAUUUCGUUUCGCAUCUGCUCCUUCAACAUUUCCGUUCACCGCCAAAUGCAGACAGAGAAAUGGCGACGAAAUUCUGUCCACUUCUUCGGCUUUCGAAGUGCUCGGCGUCGCCCCCAACUGCUCUCCCGCCCAGCUCAAGGCCGCUUUUCGAGCCAAAGUGAAGCAGUUUCAUCCUGAUGUGAGAAAAGAUGGGGAGAGUUCAGAUGCUAAGAUUCGGCGUGUAAUUCGGGCCUAUCAGAUCUUGUCCAAAUACACCAAAACAGAGAUCAUUGAGAGGGACUGUCUUGAUCCUUUCGAUGAACCCGAAUGCGAGGCAUUUGAUCUUUUCGUGAACGAGAUUCUUUGUGUUGGGAAAGGUUGUCCAUUUUCCUGUGUAGAAAGAGCACCCCACGCCUUCGCAUUUUCUUCCCCAACAGGAACUGCACGGGCAACUUCUCAAGGGCAUGGCGAAGAUUACCAGGUUCAGCUUGCAGUGGGACAGUGCCCUAGGAGUUGCAUUCAUUAUGUGACGCCUUCUCAAAGAGUUAUGCUAGAGGAGCUGCUUGACAGCAUCUUGAACAUGCCUUACGAUACUUCAGCUGAGGCAGACUUGCUUUAUUCACUUAUCAUGAAGGCUAGAUUUGAGAACAACCGCUACCAGAGGCCAAAGAAACAACCCAAGGCUUCAACAGAACGAGUCGAUUGGUUCUGACAUUCAAAUGGCAGCAUACUGCUUGAAACAACUUUGCUUUGUCGCCAAAGCGGUUGUAUAACUAGUUGGUGAGGUAAAUUUGCUUCAAUUUGUCAUGUUGGCAAAAUGAAAUUUGAAGCAAGGAGAACUUUUCC